CAAUGGACAUAGUAUAUAAAUAGGCUGGAUUCAGCAGAAUCCUCAGAUCUUGGCUUGCUGGCCCUCUUUCUUCCCCACUGAAUUCUGAUCCAAUAGGUGCCAUUUCUGCAAAAUGAGGGGUGCAAUCCUGGGUUUGGUUUUAAUCUCUCUCCUGAUAGCAGUCUCUGACGUAAAAGGUGAAGGGAAUUAUAUGAAGCUUUGUGGGAGAGACUUCGUAAGAGCUGUCGUCUUCACAUGUGGGGGAUCACGAUGGAGAAGGCAUCUGACUGACGAUCCACAAGAUCUAUUUCAAGACAGAGAAAGUCACCUGCAUUUGCCACGUGAAAACAGUGAUUCAGCAGAACCCUUGGAAUAUGGCAUUCAGAAUCCAGAACCCAUGAGGGAAGAAACCCUUAACAUCAAACCCCAGGCUCAGAGAGACUUAAGAGGCAUCAGGCAAAGGUCUACACAAGAAAGGCGGGAAGUGGUUUCGCUGCUUACUACAUCCUGCUGCAGCAUCGGCUGCAGUGAAAGAGAGAUAAGUUCACUGUGCUAA
Molecule: messenger RNA, 535 nt
Organism: Gopherus flavomarginatus (Mexican gopher tortoise)
Lineage: Eukaryota; Metazoa; Chordata; Testudines; Testudinidae
Gene: INSL5
Product: insulin like 5
Exons: 2
Coding region: 113-535 (140 amino acids)
Biological process (GO): positive regulation of feeding behavior
Cellular component (GO): extracellular region
Molecular function (GO): hormone activity
Source: RefSeq, a predicted model, not a curated record